UCCGCCCCAAGAUGGCGCCCGGCGCUGAGGGGAGUUCCGGUGCCGCCAUGGCCGCGACGCGGCUGGAGCUGAACUUGAUGCGGCUCCUGAGCCGGUGCGAGGCGCUGGCGGCGGAGCGGCGAGACCCCGAGGAGUGGCGGCUGGAGAAGUAUGUGGCUGCUCUGGAGGACAUGCUCCGGGAGCUGAAGAAGCAGUCCAGCAAGCCAGCCCCUGAACUGCUGAAUGAAUACUCUCGCAAAGUGGACUUCCUAAAGGGACUCCUAGAAGCUGAAAAAUUGUCUUCAUCGACAGAAAAGGCUCUGGCAAACCAGUUCCUGGCCCCGGGGCGCACCCCGACGACAGCCAAGGAGAGAACCCCGGCCACCAAAACCGUGCACCUGCAGACCAAGGCGCGCUGCACGGGCCAGAUGAGGAGCGAGCUGCUCGGCACGGACCCCCUGGCUACUGAUGAUUCUGAGGAGUUGAACAUAAGGAAGAGAAAAGGCCUCACAUCAGACGAGAAGCAGUCGGCAGUGGAGCUGGAUGCUGUGCUGCAGCAUCACCAGGACAUGCAGGAGAAGCUGGCUGAGGAAAUGCUCAGCUUGGCUCGCAGCCUCAAAAACAACACUCUGGCUGCCCAGAACGUGAUCAAACAGGACAACCAGACACUGUCACACUCCCUCAGGAUGGCAGAUCAGAACUUCGAGAAGCUCAAGGACGAAUCUGAUCGCCUGGAACAGCACGCCAAGAAAUCUGUCAACUGGCUGCUGUGGAUAAUGCUAAUUGUAGUUUGUUUUAUAUUCAUCAGCAUGAUUCUCUUCAUCAGGAUUUUCCCCAAACUGAAAUGAUC
Molecule: messenger RNA, 829 nt
Organism: Serinus canaria (Common canary)
Lineage: Eukaryota; Metazoa; Chordata; Aves; Passeriformes; Fringillidae
Gene: USE1
Product: unconventional SNARE in the ER 1
Exons: 8
Coding region: 12-827 (271 amino acids)
Biological process (GO): retrograde vesicle-mediated transport, Golgi to endoplasmic reticulum
Cellular component (GO): endoplasmic reticulum; SNARE complex
Molecular function (GO): SNAP receptor activity
Source: RefSeq, a predicted model, not a curated record